This is a messenger RNA of Malania oleifera, 2753 nucleotides long. Its product is annotated as cysteine-rich receptor-like protein kinase 2. Gene Ontology annotation, biological process: protein phosphorylation. Bases 431 to 2464 code for a protein of 677 amino acids. NCBI's taxonomy places the organism in Eukaryota, Viridiplantae, Streptophyta, Magnoliopsida, Santalales, Ximeniaceae. The transcript has 8 exons. The record is from RefSeq and is a predicted model, not a curated record. Gene Ontology annotation, molecular function: ATP binding; protein kinase activity.
UCUACAUUAAGAUCAUCUUCAAGUUUUGGUUUCUGGGUCCCAUUAGAUAUUGACAUUAUUAUCCCAAAUAGCUCAGAGUUUCCCAAACUGACUCUCAGAUUUUAAAUUUAUUUCGCAAAAAAAACAGGGCUCGAAUGGAAAUUCUGCGCCACCGCUGUAAUGGAGUUGAAAUUGAGCUGCCUCUUAAAAAAAUGACACCGAGAAAACUGCGAUUGGUUUCGCACACGAAAAAGGAUGAGUUCGUUUUCUUAUGUAAUCUUGAAGCUUGCUGCAAAUCUCAUCUGGGUUUUUGUUUGAUCGAAGGUUCUUGAUCUCAAAAUGGAUUUCUAAAUUUGUUGUGAUUCGGAUGCAACAGUAAAACUUCUUUCAGUUUGAUAUAAAAGGAAAUUUCAAGCAUAGAGUAGAUUCUGGAGGGUUGGGUGUACCUGUUAUGGGCUUUUCAGGACACUUCUUAGGGUUUGCCCUUGUUAUCUUAGUGAUGAAGAGCUGUUUAAGGACUCCAAUGGCUGAUCCCAGAACAAGCGUGGCUGGUCUGGCAUGCAAUUCCUCUGUAUCUGUUUCUGCUGAUGUGCUUGCCAAUAACUUUGUUCCUGCAAUGUACAAUCUGAGCUCUCUGAUUAAUCAAAGUGGGUUUGGAACUACUCGUGUUGGGGAAGACCCAAAUGCAGUGUAUGGACUUGCUCAGUGCUAUGGUGACCUUAACCCUACUGAUUGCCGGCUCUGCUUCUCUGAGAUUCGGUCGAUUCUGCCGAAGUGCUAUCCGAAAACUGGAGGAAGGAUUUUCUUUGAUGGGUGUUUUGGACGCUAUGAGAAUUUCUCAUUCUUCAGCGAGGGUUUGGAUUCUGUAGAGUUAAAAAAUUGUUCUUCCAAUACGAGUUCUCAGCCUGUUGCAUUUAGAGAAGCUUUAACAAAAGUUGUUGGGAGUGUGAGCUUGGAAGCCCUAAGGAGGAAGGGGUUUGCUGUUGGAACCGAAUCUGUAUCAAAUUUAAGUAUCUACGCUCUAGCUCAGUGUUGGGAGAAUUUGGACAAACAAACCUGCAAUUCUUGCCUCCAAGCAGCUGUUUCCUCGAUUGUUUCGUGUUCUCCAUCUGUUGAUGGCCGAUCACUUCAUGCUGGUUGCUAUUUGAGAUAUUCAAAUAAGCCUUUUUGGAACACCUACGGGAAAAAUUCUUCAGGGAAGAGGAAGCUCAUAUGGAGCAUAGUGGGUUCAGUUCUUGCUGGGUUUCUACUCUUGACAGGGAUUGGGAUUUGGACAAUGAAGAGACAUUCACGCAGUUCAAAGUCUAGGUCUUUCAAAGAUUCAAUGGGAUCAGAACUAUCUGCUGCCAUUAUUCACUCCAAACUAAACUUUAAAUACCAGGAGUUGAAAAGGGCUACAGACAAUUUUGAUUCAUCGAAAAAGCUUGGACAGGGAAGUUAUGGAACAGUGUAUAAGGGUGUUCUUCCUGAUGGAAGGGAGGUUGCCGUGAAGCGAUUGUUUAUUAAUACAAAACAGUGGGCUGAUCAAUUUUUUAAUGAAGUGAAUCUGCUCAACCAGCUCCACCACAAAAAUCUGGUGAAGUUGCUGGGUUGCAGUCUGGAUGGGCCAGAAAGCUUGCUUGUUUAUGAGUACUACUUCAACAAAAGCUUGGAUAAUUUCAUUUUUGCAGAUCUAGAUCAAGCAAAGCUUUUGGACUGGCAGAUGAGGGUUGAUAUUAUUCAAGGAGUGGCUGAGGGCCUUUCUUACCUCCACGAGGACUCCGAAAUCCGAAUAAUUCAUAGGGACAUAAAAGCCAGUAAUGUCCUUUUAGACGACAAAUUGAAGCCCAAAAUAACUGAUUUUGGCCUUGCAAGAUCUUUUGCGGCAGAACAGACUCAUCUUAGCACUGGAGUAGCUGGAACCUUAGGAUAUAUGGCUCCUGAGUACGUUGUACAUGGGCAUCUGACUGAAAAAGCUGAUGUAUAUAGCUUUGGAGUACUAUUGCUGGAGAUUGUGACUGGACAGAGGUGCAACACUGGCACUGGAGGAAAACCAGGAGAAUUUUUAUUAGCUAAGAUAUGGAGUAAAUAUAAGGCUAAUAUGGUCAACACAAUGAUAGAUAGAAGCAUUUAUGAGACCGCAAUAGAGGAAGAGUACUUGCAUAUUGUUCAUGUGGGACUGUUGUGCACUCAAGCUACACCCGGUUACCGUCCCACAAUGACCAAAGUAGUGGAACUGCUGAGAAGAAACAAGGAGCAUGAAGAUGUCAUCCCAACAGAGCCACCAUUUUUAGAUAUUCUGGGUGGAGAAAUCCAGGAAGCUGAAAGUUCAUAUUUGCUAUCCAGUACUUCUGGUCCAAGCUUUUCGGCAUCGUCAGGGUUUCGUAAGGAAGUCCAUGCACAAGGGAACAGCUAUCUCCAAUUGCUCAACACCCCACCCGAUCCCAAUGGGAUGUCAACCUUGAACUUACAAGUCAGAGAUUGCAAGUUUGAACAGGUGGGCUGACUCCUAGUGGCCUUUUUGGUUGUACUUUUUUCCUUUGGAAGCCUUCAGCUAAUUUGCCUCUGGUUCAUUCCAAGUGCCAAAGUAUCAUCAUGGUUCGGAUUGUUAGUUAUAACUUUUCUCCUUUUCCUCGUUCGUGGGACUCAGAGCUGUACUUAACCAGUUAGUCUAUAUAUCUCCAUUACUUUGAAUUUCAUAAAUGAAGUAGUUAAUGGUGGGAUUACCAAUAUCUUUUUGUAGUGACGGAUCUUGUAUAUGUUCCUACGAAAAGGAAUUUGCCCAUUUACUUUCA